UGUUUUGCCGAAGAAGAUAGCCUCAAACUUCUGAAUUUCAGUGAUCCUCCUGACUCAGCCUCCCUAGAACCUGGGACUCCAGGGACACACCCAGCUUCCCCAGCACCUUUUUUAUAAUUCUAACUAACUUCCUUCCUCUCUCUCUCUCUUUCUUUCUGUACCAGGGAUAGAAUUUGCACUUGCAAGGCAGGUGGCAGAACCACUGAGCUAAAUCCCUGUACUACACCACCCCAGCACUUUGACAGGCUGAUUAGUCUUCACCCUUGACUUCCACCCCCAGGGAGUCAGGUCAGCUCUGCAGUUCCAGCCUGGAGCACUUGCAGAAGCUACAACCCUUCAGAUCUUUACCCGGACCACCCCCCUGGCCUUUCCUGUCCUGUCCCCUCUUCAUCUCCAUCUGACCUCUUACGUAACUGCCUGUCCUUUUCCCUGAUGAGAAUGUUGGUCCGUGAAGGUGGGUAGUUUUCCCCAUUUCUCAGGACUUUGUCCCUGGAGCCUAGAACAUCGAGGUGCAUAUAGCAGACGCUCAGGGAGGAUUUGUGGGAUGAGUGCAUGGUGGGGAAUGAACAGAUGAGCCGGCCAGCUUCUGCCUGGAGAGCACCGAGGGAAACUGACCUUGUCCCCGCCCUUUGCAGCUUUAUCUGUGGAGCCUGAAGUGACCACCUUGGGGGCCAUGCAGAAGGCUGGGGCUGGUGGCCGAAGGGCCUCCGACUGUGGGCCCACCCCCUACCGGCCCAGGUGCAUCACCAAAUUUGCCCAGUACGUGGGAUCCUUCCCCGUGGAUGACCUGGAUACGCAGGAGGGUGUGUGGCUGGUGCGGCAGCAGCUGUGGGCACUGAAGGACUGUCCCCGCCGAAGAGCUGUCAUCCUGAAAUUCAGCCUGCAGGGUCUCAAGAUCUACAGUGGGGAGGGAGAGGCACUCCUGAUGGCCCACGCCUUGCGGCGCAUCCUCUACUCCACCUGGAUCCCAGCCCGCUGCCAGUUUGCCUUCAUCGCCCGGAACCCACGAAACCCAUCCAGCAGACUCUUCUGCCACCUGUUUGUGGGCAGCCAGCCUGGAGAGGUUCAGAUCCUGUACCUGCUGCUCUGCCGCUCCUUCCAGCUUGCUUACCUCUUACAGCACCCUGAGGAGCGGGCACAGCCUGAACUAUCCCCCGGGCCGGCAGGGGACCUGUCCCCAAAGCCACUGCCCAGCCCUGGGGGCCCUGCUACCCUGGUGCGGGAACCCUUCAGCCGUAAUCAGCUCUCACAGAACGUCCACGCCCUGGUCUCCUUGCGGCGGCUGCCAGCUGAGGUGCCAGGGGGCAGUAGUGGGGAGCUGCCUGAGUCAGAAGGCCAUAGUGCCCGCCACGCCCGCCUGGGGAACCCCUACUGCUCACCCACACUGGUGCGAAAGAAGGCCAUUCGCAGCAAGGUGAUCCGCUCAGGGGCCUAUCGGGGCUGUACCUAUGAGGCCCAGCUGCAACUGUCAGCGCGGGAGUCCUGUGAGUUAGGGUGCAGCCCCCGCGUGUGUGCAUGCGUCACUGGCUGGGUGUGUGUGCAUCCGGGGUGACUGUGUGACUGUGCG
This is a messenger RNA of Fukomys damarensis (Damara mole-rat), 1567 nucleotides long. Its product is annotated as SH2 domain-containing protein 5. Lineage: Eukaryota; Metazoa; Chordata; Mammalia; Rodentia; Bathyergidae. The transcript has 6 exons. The record is from RefSeq and is a predicted model, not a curated record. The coding region runs from base 674 to 1552 and encodes 292 amino acids. Gene Ontology annotation, cellular component: postsynaptic density.